Messenger RNA from Pistacia vera, 997 nucleotides. Its product is annotated as transcription initiation factor TFIID subunit 6-like. The transcript is spliced from 6 exons. Gene Ontology annotation, molecular function: RNA polymerase II general transcription initiation factor activity; transcription coactivator activity. Gene Ontology annotation, biological process: transcription initiation at RNA polymerase II promoter; RNA polymerase II preinitiation complex assembly. NCBI's taxonomy places the organism in Eukaryota, Viridiplantae, Streptophyta, Magnoliopsida, Sapindales, Anacardiaceae. Gene Ontology annotation, cellular component: SAGA complex; transcription factor TFIID complex; SLIK (SAGA-like) complex. The record is from RefSeq and is a predicted model, not a curated record. Bases 1 to 894 code for a protein of 297 amino acids.
AUGAUACUGGUCACCAUUGAAGAUAGGAGGAGAAAGUGGGGCAGGGUUCGAUGCCAUGAGGAAGCUUCACUUACGAAUAGACUUGCAGAUAACCACUGGGAACUUAGAGACUUCACAGCAAAACUGGUUGCUGCAAUAUGCAAAAGAUUUGGGCAUGUGUAUAACACUCUUCAGACACGUCUGACCAAAACUCUUCUGAACGCUCUUUUGGACCCAAAGCGAUCAUUGACUCAACAUUAUGGUGCAAUUCAAGGUUUAGCAGCCCUGGGACCCAACGUGGUUCGCCUUCUUCUACUGCCAAAUCUUGAGCCUUAUUUGCAUCUUCUUGAACCUGAGAUGCUACUUGAGAAGCAAAAGAAUGAAGUGAAGAGGCAUGAGGCCUGGCGAGUGUAUGGGGCCUUGCUGCAUGCAGCUGGUCAAUGCAUAUAUGAUCGCCUCAAGAUCUUCCCACCUAUGCCAUCCCCACCAGCUCAUGGUGUCUGGAAAUCCAAUGGAAAAGUUGUUACCACAGUGCCAAAUAAACGCAAGGCAACCAUGGAGCACUUGGAAGAGCAGCCACCCCACAAGAAAAUAGCAACUGAUGGACCAACUGGUCCAGUGUCUACCAGCUCCUCAUCAUCUCCCAUGCAGGAGGAACCAGUAGUAGCUUCUUCUUUGGGGGAUUCUGAUGCGGGCCCCUUAUCAUCUUCUGCACAGAUUUCUCAUGAUAGCGGAUCAGGCAGCAGACAUAGAAGAGGCAGUGGUGAUACUCGAGCUUCAAAGAUUUCAGCCAUCCUACCGCAGAUUUGGAAGGAUGACUUAAAAUCUGGGCAGCUUAUGGUUUCAUUGUUUGGUCUAUUUGGGGAAGGCAUUCUCUCCUUUAUUCCUGCUCCUGAGAUGUCUUUGUUUUUGUAAAGGAUGAUAUAGUCGCUGUGAAUUUAUAAUUGAAGAAAGAAAUAUCAUAUCAAUGAAAUACAUGGUUUACGUAGAGCUUAUAUGAUGGAAUUCAUGUGUCUAG